This is a messenger RNA of Penicillium robsamsonii, 435 nucleotides long. RefSeq lists its product as uncharacterized. The transcript has 2 exons. Gene Ontology annotation, cellular component: extracellular region. Bases 1 to 435 code for a protein of 144 amino acids. The record is from RefSeq and is a predicted model, not a curated record. Lineage: Eukaryota; Fungi; Ascomycota; Eurotiomycetes; Eurotiales; Aspergillaceae.
AUGGAUGAUUUCGUUGAAGCCAUCACAGAAGCAAAGAGAUCACUGGAUGAUUAUAAUGGGGGACCCCUUGCCGCCAUAGGGGUCGCUAACGCCAUGGCCAAUGCUAGAAACGCUGCCCAAACUGCACGGAAGAGCUUAGCGGAUGGAGACCAGUUCACCUCUGAGGAGGCGACUAGGUGUUCCGAAUCGUAUACGAAGAUGUUUCUAAUCCUUUUGGAUACUUUGCAGUCUGCUAAAGACAAGGCACCCUUGUUCAAGAGCAUGGGCGUUGGACCCCUAGCUAUUUAUAUGGUGCAGAACUUGCAUGACGAAAAGAAUCUGUUUGAAGGGGUGGCCAAAACCAAGAUUCCAGAUGAUGUGUUCUACCAGAUGACCCCGUGGACGGAUAAGAUUGGCCAUGCAUUUGAUGAGGCGCAACAGGCGUAUAGGACCUGA